CGUGAGUUUCCUUGGUUACGGUUUAUGUCAACUGAUACACUCCCGAAAAAGAGGAAUACGAAGACGGAAAAUGGGGGGAGCACUCGUGUAAUGUUUACGUAACUCCCGUGUGCCUUACGGGUUAUGACGUCACUAGUAAAUGCCAACAGGUGAUGAUUGUUUUGCUUUGAACGUCACAAGUCGCUGCUUUCUACACAGCUUGUCAAUGGCAUACCUUCAAACAGGCAUAUAUGUGGAUACAAAAGUGAGUUGAUCAACUCAUCCUGUAAAUAAAUGACCUGGAUGCCUGAGAACAAUGAAUGCAGCAAGUCCGCAGGCGUUUAUCACAAGCUUCAGAGCAGAAGAUGUGGAAAAGCUGUCUUCCCGAUUGAAACACGGCCUGGGCAGGUCCAAGUAUAAACCGACAGAAUAUGAAAGAGUGCAAGCCAUUGUCGAUGCCAAACGACUGGAGAGUGCAUUGAUAGCAAAAAAGGUGAAGAGGACCCGGUGUGUGGCCAAGGAAAUUAAGGAGUGUGACAUAUUACGCCAACACAGGCAGGUGUGGAGCAAAGAGUGCCCCAGGCUGCAAAAAGCCGAGGUGAAGACUGAGAAUGAGUUGCACGAUUUUGUUGAAAAUGUCAGGCCAUUUGGCAUAGAAGACACUGCCAUCUUUUCACUUAAAGAUUACGAGGUGUUCCUGGAGAGGGAUCGGAAAGCAUUUGUAAUGGGCACCGUGGAGCCACUUUAUCAGCUGAAGGGUGACCUGUGCUUCAGGCUGGAUCAAGAACAAGACCAAGAACGGAAGCUUAACCCCACUCCGUCAAAUUUGGAACAAGUGCAACAUCAGGUCAAUUUUGUGAAAGACCAGCAAGAUAUUAUAACUGCGAAACUUCAAGAGGAGUACUGUGACUUAGAAGAGGAAAUCACAGGCCUUGGUUUGGAGAAAUUUAUGCCAAAUUUCGAUAAUUUGGUCAAUAAAGACAACAUCCCGACUGAAGUUUUGGAAUCAGACUGUCCUUAUCCUGAGCUAAAGGAGUCUUUGAUCCAGGCCUUCCAUUCAUUGUCAGAAAUAUACCACAGUCGGCUAAAUAGUCUUCAGGAACACCUGAAAAAAACGGACAGAUUUUGUGGUUGGUGUCCGGAUGACCACCUUCGCUUCCAUUUCACCUUAUCUCAGUACACUCAAGAAAUCCCCAACAACCGGGCACUCUGCAUUCAUAUGCUUCAAAAACUCUUCCCGGAGAAAACAAAACAUGACCUGAUGGAACAUGAGCGUCUGGGGGCCAGGCAACGCUUCACCCAGACGCACAUAAAGGUCCUGACCCAGCAGUGGCAGCAGGACCAGGAAGAGCUACUGGCGAAAGCACUCGCCACCCUGCAGGAAGCAAGGGAUGCCUACCAGGAGGAGCUGGAGCUCCAGAGAGACCGUCAACACCAGCAGGACAUCUGCAUUCGCCUCAGAGAAAAGCUGCAGCAGUGGCGGGCCCAUCAGGAAGAGGUCGCCCAGCUGCAGGGAUCCAUCGCUGCCCGACAACAAGAGGAAGCUGAAGCUAUAUUAAAGAGAGAGCAGGAGAAGGAAGCCGCCCUCAGGGCACAUCAGAAAGAAAAGCUCCGGAAAUUUAAUUUGGAGCAGCAGAAGCGGAGGGAGGAGCUGGAGCAGAGGGAUCAGGACAGGCUGGCGAAAUUGAGGGGCGCCAUGGAGGAGCAGGCCAGGCAAGAUAGAGAUAGGGUACUGUUUCGGGCCGAGGUGUUGGCGCAACGCAAGGAGGAGAAGGAGGCCAGUGAGCUGGAGCGGUACAGGGAGGAAGUGGAGAAGCAGAAUCGACUGGAAGCACUCCGGAACCAGGUGGCUGUGGUGGCGCAGUCUGACAUGGAGAGGAUGAUGGGAGACACUCAGUCUUGGAGGAAUCGAUAUUUAAACAUGAAAGAAGUUGACAUCCAGAAACCUCUCUUUGGACUCAACACGUACACAGAUGCACAGAUUGUUGCUGAUCCCAGAUUUCGGGUGGAGCAGGCCUUGAGGAACGCCGGUCUGCACCAUACGGACUACGCCCAAGAGGUCCUGGCGCUUAUCAAGCCCCCAAAACCGCCAAGACGAGACACCAAAUCAGAACUGCAAUUUUAAGCCAGCCGUGGGUAAAGACGUAAUUAUUCAUCACCGUUGAUGAAUUUACUAUCCCUGUUUCGCAGUAUUAAAUCAAUGUGUGAUAUUGAUGUUCACAGCUGUGCACCUUGCAGCGCCAUGUGGCACCGCUAUUACAGUUCUAACCAGGAGUAAAGUGAAGGUUAUUUGUUAAAUGGGCUCAAAUGAAUGCUGGAAAUGACAAAAUUGGCUAAAUAAACGUUGAACUAUC
This is a messenger RNA of Nerophis lumbriciformis (worm pipefish), 2333 nucleotides long. RefSeq names its product coiled-coil domain-containing protein 148-like. The record is from RefSeq and is a predicted model, not a curated record. Lineage: Eukaryota; Metazoa; Chordata; Actinopteri; Syngnathiformes; Syngnathidae.